CGAAUAAACGUUAAUAACGUGUCAAAGUCUGUGCCUAUAAAUGUGAGCACCCAGCAGCAGUGCAGGACUCAGACUUUCCUUUCAAGGCAGACACUUUAUUACAUUCUUGGCACAAUAACUUGCUGUAAAGAUGAUUGAUAAAGAUGUUGCCCUUGAAGCUUUGUGCACACUUUGCCAUGCCAGUGUGACAUCUGUUCAAAAGAGAUCAUCAUGUGGUGCAAGCCGAGCACAGCAGCAGCUGCUCACCAGUCAUUUCAUCUCUACAAUCUUGCAUGCAGAUGACAGCAGCCAGGUGUCAGGAAGGAACUUCUGCCGCCUCCAAAGCGCCUUGCAAGGUGUUGAUGCCGUAGGAGGCUAUGUGGUGAACGAGGUGGCCCCUCCUGCGGGACGAAAUUUCAUCAUCGACGAGGAUGAAUUUUUUGAUCCAAAGUUUGACUAUGAUUUCACCAAUCUGAAAGACACCGAGACUUAUUACCGAGGCGGAGAGACAUAUGAGCGUCCAUGUGGUUGGCAGCGUUUUGCAAUCAAGGUGCUGAAUAAGUACAGUGAUGGAAACACCUGGCUGGGAACCCGAUACCGCAGCACAGAGUCAGUACCUGGAGAGUGGCCUGUGUCCUACCACGGCACAUCGAAAGCAGGAGCUGCUGGCAUCAUCCAUGAUUUCUUCAAGCCAGGCCCAGGUGCGCGAUACGGCAGAGGGGUUUAUUCUACUCCACUCAUAGCUGAGGCGAUCCACUACGCCAAAACAUUCACCUACAACAAGACAGGCAAGAAGUACCAAGUUAUUCUGCAGAAUCGCAUCAACCCCAAGUACAGGCAGAAACACUACGGAGGGAAGUACUGGCUGAUUCCCAUCCCUGCUGGGACAUCGAAGGCUGAAGAGCAGAAGAUGGUCGAGGAAGCCAUCCGUCCUUAUGGCCUUCUGCUGAGAGAGGUCUGAUUGGUGUCCUGAGCUUUAUUUUGAAAAUCCAGUGAGUCUGUUGUCCUUGUAGAAGAAUCAUUUCUUGUUUACACUUCUAAAAAUGUUGCCCUCUUUGUUUUUCUUUCUUUUUUCACUCUUUUUUGUUAUUUUCAUCAUUUCUCUCUGUGAAUCAGUUCGUAUUUUGUUUUGAUAAAUUCUCUCUCAAUAAAGUUUAUUAUAAUCUUAACGACUGUUCCUACUGUGCUUCAUUAAACAGCGCAGUAGAAUGAACACAAAUAGCUUAAGUUGCAGAGCAGGCAGAUCUUAUGUCUACUGACUGUCAAAUAAAUAUGUAAAGUAAACUGGACACUGAAAUGACAGAGAGAUAAAAUGGUGAAAUGAUGAUAAAAUGGCAUUUUGAAGAUUAAAAGAGAAAUUGAUAAACCUGAAAAUAAAUAAGUAAAUAAAGUGGAUGUGGAGGCUCGAACUGAAAGCUUAAAUUGAGAGGCUUUUCAGUUUGUGCAACAGAAAAACGUAAUUAAAAUGAAAUUACAAAAACAAUUAAAGAUUCAUACCUUGACACAUAAUUUAAAGUAAACUUUUCCACAGCGAGUCCCUCACUUUGUCUGUCACCAACCGACCUGGAGACAAAAUUUGUGUUCACCUGCAUCACAUUAAAAAUUUUUUACUUUUGUGGGUUUGGAAGCCCUUUGAAUUAAGCAUUAACUUUAGUAUUUUUCAGCCUGGACUCGUUUCACUUGUUCUUGUGUCUGAAGUGUCUGAUCGGGACGAGACUCUCUGAAACUGGUCCAGUGCCGAGUGAGAGCUGCUGCAGCCCAACAGGCUCCACAUGUGUUUCUUCGAGACAGUGUGAACAGCACAAAUCACAUGGAAUCUGGUCUGCUCAGGUCUGAUCAGGGCCACUUUCAUAUGUGGGCACAAUGAGAGACAGAUCAAACCAGUCGUAUCUGAACUCACGAGACUCUCGAGGUCGACGUUUGUCAUGAUUCUGUGCUGAAAAAUCAGCCUCCCUUUGUGUAGUCCCAGUUUUUGAGUUAAGGCCAAACAGAGUCCUCAUUUUGUACCAUAAACAUGUAAAUGUGAGCUGGUAUGACAAUAAAAGUUCCUUGAAUCCUUUAAAAGACUGACCUGGUUUGUCCAUCGUGCAGCUCAGGAUCCAGCAGGUGUCUGGAGGGCCUUCAGUCUCACAUGGUCAGAACAAGUUUUCACUACCACAUUUUAUUUAACUUAGUUAAGGUGGGAAUUGACAGCAUGUUUUCAAGGCAAUGGACAUGUUAUCACCGAGGGGGGUGUUUUUCACAAACUGCAGGCUAUAAACUCCGACUGCAGCAGGACUCAGGUGUUAACUCUGUGCACCUGCAGGCUGCCGACAUGGUUUUCUUCAGGCUCAGUGUCCUCGUCCUGCUGCUGGUCUCCGACUGCUCCUGGGCUGACGACCAGGAUCUGCCUGUGUCUGAGCUCCUGUGGAGGGCCAACAAAGAUGUUGUGCGCAGAGCGGACGAGCCGUUGGUCAUUGAUGACAUUGCUUAUGACAGCGAGAAUGAGAGAAACGCUGACCCCUGCACCUCCUACAGCUGCAUGUGGAGCAAAUCGGCUGAUGGAAGGGUCUACGUGCCCUACGUCAUCGCCUCACAUUACACUUCUCGUGAGCGCUCCAUCAUCGAGCGCGGCCUGCAGUCCUUCCAUGACGUCUCCUGCAUUCGCUUCACCCAGCGCACCGGCCAGAGGGACUACCUGUACAUCCAGUCCGACAGCGGCUGUUACUCAUACGUGGGCCGCCGUGGUAAUUCCCAGACGUUGUCUCUGGACCGUCAGGGCUGCAUCUACCACAACACCGUCCAGCACGAGCUGCUCCACGCCCUCGGCUUCAACCACGAACAGUGCCGCUCCGACAGGGACCAGUACAUCCGGGUCCUGUGGGAGAACAUCCAGUCUGGUUUGGCGUACGCCUUCGACAAGUUGAACACUCUGAACCUGAACACCCCCUACGACUACAACUCUGUCAUGCAGUACCACAGGUAUGCCUUCUCCAAGAACGGUUUGCCCACAAUGGAGCCUAUCCCCAACCCCAAUGUCGAAUUCGGCACGGGCACCCAGAUGAGCAGGAAUGACAUCCUGAGACUGAAUACUCUGUACAAAUGUCACUAGCUUUAAAACACUGAUGAUGUUUUCUAAGCCUUUAAUGUGACAAUAAACCUUCGAACACAGAAGAAGCCUUGUCUGUUACUGUGCAGACACUUUUGUACCAAAUGUUCCUCAACUGAAGUUCGUAUAAUGAAGGUCUAAAUGCAUUCAACCUUAAGGAGUUUCCUCCGUAGGGUGUCUGGACUCAGUCUUAGAGACAGGAUGAGGAGCUCAGAGUGGAGUCGCUAAAGGAGCCAUCUGAGGUGGUUUUAGCAUCCAGAUAUGCCCAAGUAGGUGGAGACCCCUGGCGUAAACCCAGACCUCACUGGGGGGAUUAGAGAUCUGGCCUGUGAACAACCAAGGAUCCCCCUGGAGGGAUCCUUGGUUGCAAACAAAAGCGUAAGCUGUGUGUUGUGAUUGGUUAAUAUCUAACAAAUUAAACAGGUUGAGUUUGAACCUUCACAGGGAGCCACACAAAAUGUGAUAAAUCACUUGAGUCAGUGUCAACCGUGACUCAUGUAGGACAAAGUAUUAGAACAGUUA
This is a messenger RNA of Scatophagus argus, 3589 nucleotides long. RefSeq names its product hatching enzyme 1.2-like. NCBI's taxonomy places the organism in Eukaryota, Metazoa, Chordata, Actinopteri, Scatophagidae. Gene Ontology annotation, molecular function: metalloendopeptidase activity; zinc ion binding. Gene Ontology annotation, biological process: proteolysis. Bases 2111 to 3070 code for a protein of 319 amino acids. The record is from RefSeq and is a predicted model, not a curated record. The transcript is spliced from 10 exons.